This is a messenger RNA of Engraulis encrasicolus (European anchovy), 1546 nucleotides long. Its product is annotated as Ras-related and estrogen-regulated growth inhibitor-like protein. The transcript has 4 exons. NCBI's taxonomy places the organism in Eukaryota, Metazoa, Chordata, Actinopteri, Clupeiformes, Engraulidae. Gene Ontology annotation, molecular function: GTPase activity; GTP binding. Bases 69 to 731 code for a protein of 220 amino acids. The record is from RefSeq and is a predicted model, not a curated record.
AGCAAGGCUUCAUCACGUCCAGAAGAGUGCACUUGACUUCACGUGAGGGACUGUAACUAACGGGCCAAAUGGUGCUGCACGUGAAGAACAACUCCAACAAUCUCAGCAGGGCGAUGGAUCAUGGCAUUCAGCAGAAGCUCGCGGCCAACAUUCUACUCCUUGGUGCUGAAAAUGUUGGAAAAUCAGCUCUCACCGUGCGUUUCCUAACAAGAAGGUUUAUUGGCGAAUACGGGGAUAUUGAGUCAAUAUACAGUCACAACGACAAAGUCGACGGCCAGGAGAUUUCUUUCAACAUCUGGGACUCACUGUAUCCUCAGAGUUGUUUUGCUCCCGAGUCCAUCACCGACAAGCAGUUACAGUGGGCAGACGGAGUGAUUCUGGUGUACAGCAUCUGCGACCGUGCAAGUUUUGACGUGGUGCGUCAACAAGUGCAGCUCAUCAGGCGCUCCAGAAAGAUGUCCGUCCACGCGCCCAUCGUCAUCGUGGGAAACAAGCGCGACCUCCAGCACCAGCGCGAGGUGCCCAGUGAGGAGGGGCGGCUUUUUGCCCUCUCCGCCGACUGCGGAUUCUUCGAGAUAUCCGCUGCGGAGACGUAUCACGGCGCCCUGCUUGUUUUUCACGAACUUUUGGAACGCAUCAAAGAGUCGAGGGCCAUCAAGAAGGGACUGGUCGGCAUCAAGGGGAUUGUGAGGACGGUAUCUGCUGUGUUUGGAAAGAAGCGCGCAGAAUAAGCUGUAGACGCACUGGAUAGUGCACCUUGUCGUCAAAUGAUUAGCCUACUACGGAAAGGGUAGAUAGGCCCAGGUCACAGCCAAUACAACCCCAAGUCGAGGUUGAAAUGCGAGCAUGCGUCAGAAGAUGACUGGUGAAUGAACAAGUAAUGUCCUGUAUGAAGGUAUAAGUAUGUUGGAUGUGGCAUGCAACUCGACCAGGCCAUGCGAUGCUCAACUGCCUUCACAGUGGCACAGGGGGCGGGCUAUUUUGCAGAGCUACAAGUGCUUGGAGAAUGACGAAGGCUGUUGGCAUAGCACACUGUUUUCUCCGGUUUGGUUCAUGGAACAGUGCGCAUGAGUUUGGACUUGGAGGGUAGUGCUGAAAUCUUGGAAUUUGGGUGUUUCACGCAUACGACACAUUGUCAGUUGAGGUUAAUUCUUAACAAGUAGCCGUAGUCAGUAUGUCUUUUUGAUUACAGCAACGCAAAGACAAGACGAGUCGUCAAGAUUUACCGUAGCCCUACAGAAUAGAUGUAUUCUCAAGUAGCCUUCACUUGAAAAGGAGCUCUGAGCUGCUGAUGUUAAUAAACUCAUUUUGUACCUGCAUCAACAUGUAAAUAAAUAUUGUAAAUUUUGUGUUUAAUGUAAGCAGGCAUAUUUUUUUAAAUUUGACUGUUAUAGUUCAGGUGAUAUUAUUAUUAUUGACUCCACUUGUGAAGUCAGUGAUGUGAUUGGCCAGUGUUUUGUUUGUUUGUUUGAUUGUUUGUUUUUUGGAAAAUGACUGAAUGAAAAAUCAACAUUGUCAAAUGUUCAAUGUAAUUAAUAAAGAUCCA